Pyrenophora tritici-repentis Pt-1C-BFP is the source of this 783-nucleotide messenger RNA. RefSeq lists its product as uncharacterized. The record is from RefSeq and is a predicted model, not a curated record. NCBI's taxonomy places the organism in Eukaryota, Fungi, Ascomycota, Dothideomycetes, Pleosporales, Pleosporaceae.
AUGAGUCACGAUACUGAUCAACAAUAUGGUCCAAGAAGCAACGAGACGGCUGGCUCUCGCGAGGUGUCUUUUGAACAAUGCGAUCUUCUAUCUCUCCUUCUCAAUUACCUGUUUCCGCGCGAAAGUGCACAUGUCGAGGAAUCCAUCAUGUUACGCAGUCUGGAACAGGUAUGGACCAGCCACGAACAUGACUUUAGGCUCAUCAUGGAACAACGGUUCAACGAUCACCAAAGAGCUCUUCACAUAUGGAUUGGCCAGCGGCGCAAGACGAGUCAGCUUCAGAUGAUGAUUGAUCGCCAGCCUAGCGCACAGACACUGGAGAUGGUAGACCGAGUGCUUGUCAUGAACGACCUCCGCAUUCUGCAACUGAAGUGGAAAGCACUUAGAGUGCAUGUUCACAGUCAAGACUCAACCCCAGGGGACUUAUUGUGUAGCACUUUUGCGAUCAUGACGAGAACACAGGGAACGGAAGCGCUGUUCAAGGAAGGUCUGGAGAGGCUCAAAGAGACUUCACCUGAGAGCGCGCCACCUGCAGGAGCUACCUCGCCGCCAAGCUCCAAGCUUCAACCCCAUCUCACCCACCCCACCUUACCCAUCGCAACCUCAGCAAUCUCAGCAACCUCUGCCUCUGCCCUCGCGAUCGCCGCCACUGCCCUCAUAAUCCUCACAACCCUCACAACCCUCGCGACCCUCGCGACCUUCACAAUCCUCACAAUCCUCACAAUCCACGCACUGGACCGUUGGCUGGAUUCGUCUAAAUCAUGCCAAGAUGUUGAUCGCUGA